Molecule: messenger RNA, 924 nt
Organism: Oldenlandia corymbosa var. corymbosa
Lineage: Eukaryota; Viridiplantae; Streptophyta; Magnoliopsida; Gentianales; Rubiaceae
Source: the annotation of a GenBank genome assembly
AUGGAUCAUACUAACGUCAAUCCUGGAGAAACUAACGAGUCGAUUAGCAAUCCUCAGUUGGCCAUCAAUGUUCGAGAUGUCAGGACAGUUAAAGUGAGCAAUGUCUCACUCUCUGCAACUGAAAAAGAUGUUCAGGAGUUCUUCUCUUUCUCAGGCGAUGUCCAAUAUGUUGAGAUGCAAAGAGAAACCGACACUACUCAGCUUGCUUAUGUAACCUUCAAGGAAUUACACGGUGCAGAUACUGCAAUGCUUCUGACAGGAGCUACCAUCGGAGAUCUUGUCAUUUCUAUUGUGCCGGUUGAAAAUUAUGUACUUCCUUCCAAUGCAGUGCUGCUAAACUCGGAAGAAAAACCAGCUUCCAUGGCUGAAUCUGCUGUGAAGAAGGCAGAAGAUGUUGUGAGUACCAUGCUCUCCAAGGGAUUUAGCUUGGGGAAGGAUGCUUUGGACAAAGCAAAAGCUUUUGACGAGAAGCAUAAUUUGACAACAAGCGCCUCGGCUACUGUCGCUCUGGUUGAUAGUAAGUUGGGUAUAAAAGAGAAGUUAAGCAUGGGAACAGCUGUUGUCAAUGAAAAGGUCAAGGAGAUGGAUCAACGUUUCCAAGUUUCUGAGAAGACAAAAAGCGCCUUUGCGGUCGCUGAACAGAAAGCAACUGUUGCAGGUAGCGCAAUCAUGAGUAACCGUUACGUGUUGACAGGUGCCUCCUGGGUUACAAAUGCAUAUAAUAAAGUUGCCAAGGCGGCUGAGGAUGUCAGCCAGAUGACAAAGGAGAAGGUUGAAAAAGCUGAAGAGGAAAAACGGGAACAUUCACCGAGGGAGAAUAAGGCAAUGGUGAACGAACAUGCACAGAUUCAUCUUGAUGAGACCCCAGUAGGAGAAGUUCCUGCACAUCCUUCUAACAUGGCUGAUAACACUAAGAAUGUAUGA